GAUUGUGACUGUGUUGAUCACUAUACUCCCUUGUUAUGUGCCCUGUGGAUGAGCCAGGUGGAGACCUUCAUGUGGAUUCUUGAAGAAGCACCGGCCAGUGUCACAAUCCGCAAUGCCGACGAAUGUGCGGCGCUGCACCUCUUGGCGAAGAUCGGCUUGCCGGAUGUGCCGGAAGCAAACAGAAGUUCGGCCUUUGAGAGGAUAGCUGAAGCACUGGUGAACCGAAAGGCUGACGUGGCUGCCAAGAGCGGUCCUUUGAAACAUCGAACGGAUGAAGAAGCAGAGCUGCUCCGAAACAAGACUGCCUUGGAAAUUGCAGUCCAGAAGCGGGCCUCGUUUCCAAAACAAAUGCUGCACUUGCUGACGCAAUCGUACCACUACCCCAAGCGGAGCAGAUUGUUUAUUGAAGUCAACCUGAUUGCCAAGGCAAAUCCAGCUGCCGCUGUUCAGCUCGUAGGCCGGAUCAAGAAGCGCGCCCCGGGACAGCUCGAAAAGAACCUCCGCGAAGAAGUCCUCACUUAUGUCCGGGACUCGCCGGAAUCCAGCCGGCAUUUGGAAAUAUUUAUUGAAACACUCAAGAGAUCACCUAUUGCUGGUGCCAAGCUGCUGGAGCUGCUGAUGGGCGAACCAAGAGUCGAAGAUCCUCGCAGGUAUGGUCUCCCGCUUUUCACUUCCCUGCCGAACAGGGAGAUGAUUUGCACCUACCAGCCUGUCGAAGGCGGCUCAACGGACGAGCCGAUCUGGGAAAAGGGCCGGGGAAAAGGUAUGCCGUGGCACAAGGAGUUCAUCCUAGAUUUGCCGAAUGAUGACCCUGACACUGCCAUGCGGGAGCCAGAAAAUGAUGACCCGCGCUUCCACACAGAUGUCUAUGAAGUCAAGGUGAACGUCUUGCACCUGCCCGGUGUCCUUAACCUGAAGGUGAUGAGCAUUCUCUCCACGCAGGUGUGGAACAACUGGGACCACAUGGCCAUAUUUUCGAAGAUCCCUAUCAGAGCUAUCGUAUCAGGCAAGUGGAAACAGUACAGUAUGGUCUGGAGCUUCGGCCUCCUUUGGCUUCUGGUUCUGCCGCCUGGCCUGAGUAGCGUUGUCAUGGCCACCUUGUCCUUCGAAGGUGUAAACUUUGUCCACGCAGUGUUCUGUGACUCGCUGACACUCUCGUUUGCAGGAUACAGCUUGGGGGUCCUUUAUCGGGAUCAGCAACAGUACAUUAAUUUGUUGGAAGGACAACCAGGCACAGUCGUCCAACCUGCAGCCAAGCUGCGGGACAGGGCAUAUUCUCACCAAAUGGACACAGCGCACGGCGAAGAGUGCCAGUUCACCCCCAACGCAGCCACGAGCCCUGGCGCACUGCUGCAGAGACUCAUCCCGUCGCCCUUCGGCCGAAGCAGUCAGACCAGCCAGCACUGGGCCCAAGCCCUGCUGGCCCAGACCGUUCAGAACGCAACUACGACGACUACGACGACUGCGAGUGCUGAUCAAAGUGCUGCAGCCGUGGCAGCUGUGCACGCGAACCAAGUAGGAGACUUGGACACGUUUCUGGUUGCUUUGGCGACGAACUGUGGAAUCGUGAUCAUGGCCAUUCUUGGUUUAAGUCUCUUGCGAUGCCUCCUGCCUGCAGUAUACCAGCGCGACCCCGAGUUGCAGAACUUGCAUGCAGCGGCCGCGAAGUUGAAGCCCAGGGAGUUGCCUGGGCGGCCAGGCUGCUUCGCAUGGCUUCUCAAAAGCUUCAGCGCAUCGCCGGAGGAAGUGGCAAGUGUUGCUGGGCUGGACGCGGCAAUGCAUUGCGAGUUCUUGGCUCUUGGAAUGCGUUUAUGCUUGAGCAUUGGUGUACCCUGCAUUCUGAUUCUAUGUCCUCUUCACGCCAGUGUCGGUGGAGAUGCUGCCGGUCAUGACCGAUUGAGCGAAGUGGGCAUGGCCAAUGUGCAACAUGGUUCGUGGCUGUGCUGGCUGCAUGCCAUCUUUGUGUGGUAUGUGGUCGUGGUUACCCAUGCACAAGUGCACUUGGCACAGCGAAACUUCACGCCGUUGCGCAUGAGAUGGUUGCACAAAUCACCAGUUCCCAGUGCAACAACAGUCCUAGUGCAAGGUAUUCCCGAGAGUUUGAUGUCGGAAGCUGCGCUUCGUAAGUUCUUUGACGAUGGUGUUUUUGGUUGCCAGGCUGUGAAGUGCAUAGAGUUCGUAAAAGACACCAGGGAGCUUCUUCAUUGGCAAGAAGUAGCAUACGGUCAGGGCCAGGGAUCCUGGCGCACUGGUACCGGCCGAGUACUUGAGGGCCAAGAGCUUCAAGCCGCAGCUGCCAGCAUGGUCAGCAGGUACAGGAAGCAACUCUUGCGCUUGAACGACAAGAACUCUUCCAAUGCUUUCGUUACAUUCAAUCAUCAGCGUGAAGCUGUGGUUGCUCAGAAGUUGUUGGCUGAAGAUGACUACGAUGGCAUCCGGGCAGAGACGGCUCCAAACCCCAGUGAGGUCUUGUGGGGAGAUUUAGCAACUGAGCCAGGGCAUCAGGCCGUCAAGGAGCUCAUUGGUUAUUUCAUAAUUUUCCUUAUCUUCUGGGGCUUCAUGCCGCUGGUCGCAUUGAUCCAAUCUGUUGCCAACCUGAACACGCUGGAGAAACAUAUACAUUUCUUCAAAGUCAUGGUAGAGCAUUUCCCGGCAUUGGCCACGCUGUGGAACGGCUUCAUGGCAUCUUUUGCACUCUCAGUGGCUAUGAGCGUCCUGCCAUCUUUGCUGAUGCCGAUUUUGGUUUUCUUCUUUAUCUCCAAGACAGGGGCGGAACGACAGCAUCGGCUGCAGGUGGGCAGAGCGACAAACUACUGUCAAGCUUGGCAGGAAGUCUACCAACUAUUGGUUCGGGCUUGA
Molecule: messenger RNA, 2859 nt
Organism: Symbiodinium necroappetens
Lineage: Eukaryota; Dinophyceae; Suessiales; Symbiodiniaceae
Source: the annotation of a GenBank genome assembly